Molecule: messenger RNA, 2902 nt
Organism: Micropterus salmoides (largemouth bass)
Lineage: Eukaryota; Metazoa; Chordata; Actinopteri; Centrarchiformes; Centrarchidae
Gene: tsg101a
Product: tumor susceptibility 101a
Exons: 10
Coding region: 378-1550 (390 amino acids)
Biological process (GO): endosome to lysosome transport; protein transport; protein modification process
Cellular component (GO): ESCRT I complex
Molecular function (GO): ubiquitin binding
Source: RefSeq, a predicted model, not a curated record
CGGAAGCAGUCAUGUGGAAAGCCGGAAAUUCCUUUUGUUGACUAUCGGAUAUUUGUUUUUCCGGCCUCUUUUUAAGAACUAUUGAUGAACUCUUUUUGUCUGGUUUCUAUUCAAACGUAGUUUUUUUCAUUAUUGGUUUGUUGACAACAAAGAUAGUACUCGUGUUGGACUGGACAGUUUCAUAUAGAUACCGAAUCACUGUCUUACUUGUAGUCGGGCCCGAGGCUGGGCUAACUUUAGCCUAGCAUUGCUGUCUAAGUGUUAGUCCUGCUAGCUAGCGUUAGCUUGUCUUAGCUGUCACUUCAUCUGGCUUAAAAAACAGCUGCUCACUCAAUUAACUCAUUAAUAAGAACGAUUACAACAAACACCUAACAACCAUGGCAGUUGUCAACGAAGGUGCCCUGAAGAAAAUGCUAAAGCAAUACAAAUACAGAGAUCUGACUGUUCGUGAGAUGAUCAAUGUCAUCUCACAGUACAAGGACUUGAAGCCUCUUAUGGAUGCUUAUGUGUUUAAUGAUGGCUCCACAAGAGACCUGAUGAGCUUGACAGGAACUGUCCCAGUCAGCUACAGAGGCAAUAUCUACAACAUCCCAGUGUGUCUGUGGUUGCUAGACACAUAUCCCUACAACCCUCCCAUAUGCUUUGUCAAACCUACCAGUGCCAUGAUGAUUAAAACUGGCAAGCACAUCGAUGCCAACGGCAAGAUCUACCUGCCUUAUCUACAUGAGUGGAAGCAUCCUCAGUCAGACCUGUAUGGUCUGAUUCAGGUGAUGAUUGUGGUGUUUGGAGAGGAGCCUCCUGUGUUUUCCCGCCCCACCACACAAGCCCCCUAUCAAGCCUUCCAAGCAGCUGGACCUCCUAACCCUUCCUACAUGCCUGGUAUGCCUGCGGUCUCACCCUACAGCCCAAAUCCGAACCAGGGAGGCUAUCCAGCAUACCAGUACCCGGGGGGCAACUCUUACCCUGCCACUGCUGGACCUGCUCAUUAUCCCACCCAGACUCCAGUUGCCACAGUGGGCCCGAGCAGAGAUGGCACCAUUGGCGAGGACACCAUCCGCGCGUCUCUGAUUUCAGCUGUGAGUGACAAGCUUCGCUGGAGGAUGAAGGAGGAGAUGGACAGAGCUCAGGCAGAGUUGGAUGCCCUGAAGCGAACAGAGGAAGACCUGAAGAAAGGACAUCAGAAACUGGAGGAGAUGGUCUCAAGACUGGAUCAGGAAGUGAAUGAGGUUGACAGGAAUAUCGAGCUGUUGAAGAGAAAGGACGAGGAGCUGAGUGAGGCCUUGGAGAAGAUGGAGAACCAGUCAGAGAACAAUGACAUUGAUGACGUCAUUGUGCCCACAGCUCCGCUGUACAAACAGAUCCUAAACCUGUAUGCUGAAGAAAAUGCAAUUGAGGAUACUAUCUUCUACCUGGGAGAGGCUCUCCGCAGGGGCGUCAUAGACCUGGAAGUUUUUCUCAAGCAUGUACGCCUUCUGUCCAGAAAGCAGUUCCAGCUUCGUGCCCUCAUGCAGAAAGCCCGCAAGACUGCAGGCCUUAGUGAUCUCUACUGACGCACACUGACUACCGGGAAACAUUGAUAUGUUCGUGCUCCUUUACCCUCUUCUCUUCCUCCUCUGUUGUAUUCCCUUUUUAAUGUAUUUUUUUAGUUCAAACAGCUGCCCUCUUUUUAAUCUCUAUAAAAUCUGUUCUUGUGUGACAGAAAUGUGAACAGCAACAACAGAGACUCCCUAAAUAUACAACAUUUAUGAAGAAUCGGACUGUCUUGUUCAGCAGUGAAAACUGUGGCCACUGUUGUACUCUGACAUUAUUUGUAUUUUGAUCUGACCAAAUACUUCUUUGAGAUCAUUUUGCAAGACAUUACACAGUUACUGUUGUGCCCCAACAUUAAAUAAAAGCCACAGACUACAUUGUGAACCAUGUACAAUAUGGCAUGUGCUUAACACACAUGCCAUAUUGGUAACUACUAAUAUGGUCUACUCUAGUUUGUGGUUUGUAUGUUGACCUGUAUAUGUUCAUGCGCUCCAGGGUAGCCACAGGUUCUGUUAGCAGUCUCUUUGCCAGGCUAGUAAGCACAAAUUGUUAGGGGCUAGUAGCGAGGGGCUUUAGAGAGAGCCAUAUGUCCACACACUUCAUAAUGAAAAGGUUAGGCUUUGAUAUAAAAACCCAGAGCAACCUUUCAGGAAGGACAGGGGGUUCAGCCUAAGGAUUUAAUGCUGUAUGAGGUCUGGCUCAUGUUCAGUAGCCAUGGAGUCAAAGUGAUCGCCUUUCAUACAGUAGAUUUGAUGAUGAACGUGGACCUGAAUUGUGUUUUGUCAGUGUCUUGUUCGAGUCUGUUAAUGAGCUGAAUGAGCUUCCAUGUCUCUUGUCCACACUAUUCGUUUCUCCCUGCUCUGUGUGUCUCUUCCCAAUGGUGUGAGUGAGGUUCUUUCAUUUUAUGUCAGCUGCUCAGGUCUGCCCUCCAGUCUGACUGCAUUUAACCAGUCACUCUUGUACAGUGGUUGUUUCACUCUGUUUAAGGUGGAUGACCUUCUAGAGAGGUUUUACAAAGGAAAUUCUGUAUUUCUUUCUUUACUUUUCCGUUUUCCUUAUGCUGUCGACUCAUUCUCAGUCCUGCUGAGAGAUUUAGGUUUUCAGUAAACACAAGGAAAAAGUUGUGAAUAAAGCCUAAUAAAGGACUAGGGUACAAAACAUAAAGAACUAUACUAAUCAAGAAGUUAACUUAUGUAAAGUUUGCAAACAGGUCUCAUUUAAAUUAGCCUUUUACUAAAUGCACUUUGAAUUGUAUGAUAGAAUAUCUACUGUUAUUUUUUCUUGUUUCCAAUUGAACCAUAGACCACCUGUUCUUUUAUAUCUGUAGAUUUAUGUAAAUCAGUAGAAACAAAAUAAAUCUGAUUGAACUGUU